AUGCGACACGCAACAUCGGCGACAAUGGUAAACAAGUUCAACUUUUUUAAAUUUUAGUUCGAGAAAUAAGGAAUUUUUUAGACGCGCCGUCGACGACAAACUUCAGAAACAUCGACGGCAGCAUCAAGUCGAAGAUCUUCGUUCGCAGUUAAUGGGAAUGGAAAUAGUAGGAAAGAAUCAGUGAAAGGGUAAGGUUAAAAAAUAUUAAUUUUGAAUCAGGAAAAUAAACAUAAUAUAAUCAACGGGGUUAGAAAAUCAUUAUAUUUUCAGACCUUGUGAACGUGUUGUUCAUCAAGCUCAAGAUUCCCUUUUUUCGACGAGUUCUGGUUGGACCAAUUUUCGCGGAUUUUUCAAUUUAUCCAUUUUGUUAUUAGUAAGUCUCUCUUUAAUUUCCCCCUUCAAAACAAUUCAUUUUUUCAAAUAGGUUUUAUCAAAUGGCCGCGUUGCUUUGGAAAAUGUAAUAAAAUACGGAAUUCUUAUAACUCCACUUCAAUGGAUCUCAACAUUUGCUGAAGAUUGUUGUUUAUGGAAUUGGCCGAAUUUGGCAUUGAUUGUUGGAUCGAAUAUUCAAAUUUUGACAAUUUUCGGAGUUGAAAAGAUUUUGGAAAAAGGAUGGCUUGGCAAUUAUUUUGCUGCUGUUUUUUAUACUUUACUCGUUGUUGUUCAUUUGACGAUUCCGGUUUUGGUUACUUUUGGGACCACUGUAAGUCAUACAUUUUUUCUCAAAGUUUCUGCUAAAUUCAUCAAUUUGUAGUCAAAAAAUCCAAUUUGGUCAGUAGCUGCAAUGGGAAUUUAUGUGAUUGAAUCUCUAAAAUUCGUUUCAUAUGCUCAUGUAAAUUAUUGGGCUCGAGAUGCGCGAAAACGAAUACAAGAAUUGAAAAAAGAAGUAGAAGAUUUGGCUCGAAAAACCACAGAUCCGAAACAUUUUUGGGAUUUGAAAGAUGAAUUAUCGAUGCAUCAAAUGGCGGCCGCUUAUCCAUCAAAUUUGAAAAUAUCCAAUUUAUAUUAUUUCAUGAUUGCACCAACACUUUGCUACGAAUUCAAUUUUCCGAGAACUCCAAGGAUUCGCAAACAUUUUUUGAUAAAAAGAACAGUGGAAUUGAUAUUUUUGUCGUUUUUGAUUUUGGCAUUAGUUCAACAAUGGGUUGUUCCAACUGUUAAGAAUAGUUUGAAACCUUUGAGUGAAAUGGAAGUUAGCAGGUUGGAUUUUUGUUUGAUUUUACACGUAUGAAUACCUAAAAUCUUUUUUCUAGAUGCGUCGAACGACUUCUAAAAUUAGCAAUCCCAAAUCACCUCAUUUGGCUCAUAUUUUUCUACACAUUUUUCCAUUCAUUGCUCAAUUUGAUUUCUGAACUCAUUCGUUUCGCUGAUCGCGAAUUUUAUCGUGAUUUUUGGAACUCGGAAACAAUCUCAUAUUUCUGGAAAUCCUGGAAUAUUCCAGUUCAUCGAUUUGCAGUUCGACAUAUUUAUAUGCCAAUGAUGAGAAAUAAUUUCAGGUUUGCUAUAUUCUCAUUUUUUUGUUGUUGAAAAACUUUAGAAAAAUCGAAAAAUGCUGAAUUUUCAGCAAAAUGUCAGCGUUUUUCGUCGUCUUCUUUGUUUCUGCCUUCUUCCACGAAUAUUUGGUAUCAGUUCCAUUGAAAAUGUUCCGAUUGUGGUCAUAUUAUGGAAUGAUGGGACAAAUACCGCUGUCGUUUUUGACCGAUAAAAUUGUGAAAGGCGGAAGAAUUGGUAAGUUCAUUUUUGGUUGAAAAUAGGAGUAAAAAUUGAAGAUCUAGCCAACGGCUUUUAAAAACUAUCACGAACAAAUCUAGAAAUUUUGAGCCUGAAAUAAUAUCUUCCAGAAAUGUUUGGGCUAUGCCUCCAAUUUUUGAACCAUUCAGAUUCUCGGCCUGACAGCAUUUACCAAAACUUCAUAAAAAAUCGAUAAUUUAUUUCAGGCAACAUAAUUGUUUGGCUUUCUUUGAUUGUCGGCCAACCAUUAGCAAUUCUUAUGUAUGGUCAUGAUUGGUACAUUUUGAACUACGGAUUCGCCGCUACAAAUUCUACAACCCCAAUUCCAAUUCUCUAG
Caenorhabditis angaria is the source of this 2068-nucleotide messenger RNA. The record is from the annotation of a GenBank genome assembly. Lineage: Eukaryota; Metazoa; Nematoda; Chromadorea; Rhabditida; Rhabditidae.